Messenger RNA from Phyllostomus hastatus (greater spear-nosed bat), 2300 nucleotides. It is a transcript of the gene RGS11, whose product is annotated as regulator of G protein signaling 11. NCBI's taxonomy places the organism in Eukaryota, Metazoa, Chordata, Mammalia, Chiroptera, Phyllostomidae. The coding region runs from base 8 to 1513 and encodes 501 amino acids. The transcript has 18 exons. Gene Ontology annotation, biological process: G protein-coupled receptor signaling pathway; regulation of G protein-coupled receptor signaling pathway; intracellular signal transduction. The record is from RefSeq and is a predicted model, not a curated record.
GCCCAGCAUGGUGGUGGCCAGCGGUCCGGCUCCGCCGCCGAGCCGCCUAGGAGCCGCCGCCCGGCUUGGCGCUCAGCCCCGGCGCGACUGCGCCAUGGCCGCUGGACCUGCACACCCUGCUGGGCGCUCCUGUGCACAGAUGCCUCACCUGAGCAAGAUGGAGCGGAUGGUGUUGAGUAUGCAGGACCCCGACCAGGGCGUGAAGAUGGGGGGCCAGCGGCUGCUCAUCACAGUCAUUCCUCACGCGGUGACUGGCAACGACAUCGUGGAGUGGCUGAUCCAGAAGUACUGCAUCUCAGAGGAGGAGGCCCUGCACCUGGGCCUCCUGCUGCUGCGGCACGGCUACCUGUAUCCGCUCCGCGCGCCCUGCAGCCUCGUGCUCCAGCUCGACGGCACACUCUACAGGUUCCAGACACCCUAUUUUUGGACAAGCACUCUGUGGCUGGCUACUGAGCUGGACUAUGCCAUCUACCUGGCCAAGAAGAACAUGCAAAACCAGGGGGCCCUGGCCAACCAUGAGAAGGAGCACUAUGACCAGCUGCACCGGAAAAUCGGCCACACGUGGGACCUGGUAGUGAUGCAGGCAAGAGAACAGCUGCGGGCAGCCAAGCAGCGCAAGAAAGGGGACAGGCUCGUCAUUGCGUGCCAGGAGCAGACGUACUGGCUGGUGAACAGGCCCCCGCCUGGGGUCCCCAGCGUGCUGGAGCAGGGUCCGGAGAGGGGAGCCUACAUUGUCAGGCGAGAGCAGAUGACCAAGAACAUGGAUUUCUAUAAAUGGGAGAUCGAGUACUGCAGGAAGGCGCUGGGCAGGAUCCGGGUGAAGUCCUCCGUCUGCCUUGAGGCGUACCUGAAGUUCAGCAGCCAGCACGGGCCACAUGACCCCAUCACGUCAGGGUGCCUGCCCAGCAACCCCUGGAUCACAGACGAUGACACCUACUGGGCCAUGAACACAUCCAGUGUGGCCGUACCCACAAAGCUCCGUGUAGAGCGAUGGGGCUUCAGCUUCCGGGAACUCCUGGAAGACCCUGUGGGCCGGGCCCAUUUCAUGGACUUUCUCAGGAAAGAGUUCAGUGCCGAGAACCUCAGCUUCUGGGAGGCGUGUGAGGAGCUGCGCCACGGAGGGCAGGCCCAGGUCCCUGCCCUGGCGGACUCCGUGUACCAGCAAUUCCUGGCCCCUGGCGCUGCCCGCUGGGUCAACAUUGACAGCCAGACAAUGGAGCUGACCCUGGAGGGCCUGUGCCGACCCCACCGCUACGUGCUGGACGAUGCCCAGAUGCACAUCUACAUGCUGAUGAAGAAGGACUCCUACCCAAGGUUCCUGAAAUCGGACAUGUACAAAGCUGUGCAGGCAGAGGCUGUGAUCCCCCUGGAGACAAGGAGACGAGUGUUCCCGUUCCUGUGGAGGCCGCGACAUUUGAGCCCCAGACCUGCUUUGCUUCCUGCCUCCGCCUCUGCCUCGGGGGACACUGCAGCUGCUGCCCACGGCCCUGGGGGUGGUGAUGGGGAGGCGUAGUUGGGCCCGAGCCUGGAGGAAGAAGUGACCGGCCUCGCCUCUUGUCACCCUUUUCUAGCCUAGGGUCCUGGCAGAGGCCAGACCCCCAGCAUGGGCACCCCUUGUGCACGGAGGGGCUGGCCUUGCUGUGGGGCACUCAGGUCUCUCAGGAUUCCAGGUGCCGACUUCCAGGGAGGGGUGUCAUUGGCUGAGCUUGGGUCACCUGGCGAAAGGUGGGACGAGAUGGGCUAACCAGACGAAGGCCACGCUCCUGGUAUCAUGGUCUUCAGUUCGGUGCUAGAUGCCCACCUCCUCCCCAGAACCAUUACAUCGGUAGGGGGGCACCUGGCAGCCGGACGCACAGACAGGUGGUCCCCAGCAGGAGGAAACUACCCACACUGCAAAGCUAAACUACCCACUCCCCUUUGCCAGCGACUCCCAUGGGCCCCCACAGAGCCGCCUGAAUUUUGCUGGGGCUGUGCCCAGCCUUCCAAUGAGUACAGAGCUGUGCCCACAGGUGCUGUCCUGACCUUCACCGUCACUGCGCAUUGCAGACCUGUCACGAAGGGGCACCUCUCUGGUCUUCUCAAGUCUCCCGAGGCCAUGGCUUCUGUGCCAGUUGUGCAGAGACGACUCCUACAUUGUCGCCCCUCUGACAACUGUCCCAGUUCUGGUCCUGCCUGGGAGGGCAGGGGCAGGCGCCCUCACCUCGGAGGGCCCCACCUUCCCCUAGACUCAGGGUGAAGGGACACCACUCCUUUGGGGGUGUAGCUCUGGCUCAGCUGAGAAUCUUGUGUCCCUCGGCCAG